Messenger RNA from Darwinula stevensoni, 937 nucleotides. NCBI's taxonomy places the organism in Eukaryota, Metazoa, Arthropoda, Ostracoda, Podocopida, Darwinulidae. The record is from the annotation of a GenBank genome assembly.
UGCGGAGUCUCUCAAACGGGACAGAGAUCCCUGGACCCCCAAGGAGAUGUGCUCGAUUUCGACCGAGUCAUCGGAGGAACUCCGGUCCCCUCUCAAAAGAAAUAUCCCUGGAUGGCGUGGAUGGGGCCUAGCAAAUAUACUUCCAUCUGCGGAGCCUCCCUUAUCAACAGUCGACGAGUAAGCGCAUCUUUCUUUGUACGUUUUGGCUUUGAACUAAAGCCCGAUAAGAUGCCGAUCAUCUCCUCAUCUUCUUGCGUCAGCCCUUCCGGAACCUAUUGGGUCACACUGGGAUCCCUGUAUAAGUUCAAGUGGCCAGCCGGUCAAUCCUAUCAGGUUACAGCGAAAGCCAUCAUGCAUCCACAAUAUGACCCGGAUAUCAUCAUUAAUGACAUCGCCUUACUACAACUCACAACGCCAGUGAACUUCAUAGAGUAUCCCAACAUCCGUCCCAUUUGUACUUCACCCCUGGCAAAUCCCUCUCCGGGAUCGACAGUGACGAUCACUGGAUGGGGCAUUAUUCAGGAGAACAGUAAAAAAAAAUCUCCGCAAUUGAAUGAAGCUGCAUUGACAAUUAUUAGUCAAAAGACAUGUUCGAGAUGGUUCUCUGACAUCACCAACAAGCAGAUAUGUACCCUGACGCCGGGACGAAAUACUUGCAGCGGAGAUUCAGGAGGGCCUUUGAUGUACCAAACUUCAACUGGAUAUUAUGAGCAUGUUGGCAUCGUCUCUUACGGGGAUAUAGGUUGUGUUACUGAACACGGCGGUGUCUUCACGAGGACAUCAAGUUACGUGAACGACUUCAUCAUGAAGUACGCCACCGACGGCGAGUGGUGCCCAGCACCCUAAUUUGGGGCCUCGUCUCUUCUUCUUCCAAGAUCAUAUGGUUCAAUGUACCUUAAUACUAUAAUAAAAAUUCCUUCCUUCAUUCCAUAUAGGC